Oryzias melastigma (Indian medaka) is the source of this 2509-nucleotide messenger RNA. It is a transcript of the gene slc7a7, whose product is annotated as solute carrier family 7 member 7. The coding region runs from base 580 to 2073 and encodes 497 amino acids. Gene Ontology annotation, molecular function: L-amino acid transmembrane transporter activity; basic amino acid transmembrane transporter activity. NCBI's taxonomy places the organism in Eukaryota, Metazoa, Chordata, Actinopteri, Beloniformes, Adrianichthyidae. Gene Ontology annotation, biological process: amino acid transmembrane transport. Gene Ontology annotation, cellular component: membrane. The record is from RefSeq and is a predicted model, not a curated record. The transcript is spliced from 11 exons.
GUUUGAGAAUUUAUCAAAAUGAUAUCAGACUCAGAUUAGAUUAGUGUUUGUUCGUGCGUCUUUCUGCAGCUUUUGAUUCACGACCCUCGCCUGAUGACGUCACCUGAUUGAUGCCAUCAUGUCAUUAAAGCGGGAUGUGCUGGUGAGGAACCGAAACGGUGUCCCCUCCUCUCCUCUGACUCGUUUCCUUGGUAAUAAAAGAAGCAGAAAUCCAUAAAGCGCAGAGGUGGAAGCCAAAACAAGAGGAAACAGCUGUUUUUCACGCAGGAGGAGAAGCUUUUUAUUUUAAUUUUUAGCUAUUAUUAUUGACUAUAUUGGGGAGCUGAUUGAAACAAACUGUCAUCGUUUGUAAUCCGGUGACUUUUGGAGGAAGCCUCACCUCUGAGUCUCUGGCACACUUCAUAGGAUCUUCAAUCCAUAGAGUCUCCUCCGUGAAGAUGUGCUGCUGAUGUGCUGCUGCCUCCAGAUGGCGGGGGACAAACGGAGAUAACAGGAGGAAAAGAAAGGGAAAAAAAAAUCAAUCAUCUUUGUUUGCGACUGUGAUUCCUGAGUGGAAACUGUUCUGAUUAAGCAGGAACAAUGGCGUCUUACAGUCCUGCUCCCACACAAGAGGGGACAAACGGGGGUCCCCCAUCCAUAAAGUCAGGGAGUUCCGAGGAGUCCAUGAAGCUGAAGAAGGAGAUCUCCCUUCUGAACGGGGUCUGCCUGAUUGUGGGGAACAUGAUCGGCUCCGGGAUCUUCGUCUCCCCCAAAGGCGUCCUCAUCCACAGCGCCUCCUACGGCCUCUCCUUGGUGGUGUGGACCAUCGGUGGGAUCUUCUCCGUAUUCGGGGCCUUAUGCUACGCCGAGCUGGGCACCACCAUCACUAAGUCGGGGGCGUCAUACGCCUACAUCCUGGAGGCCUUCGGGGGCUUCCUGGCCUUCAUCCGCUUGUGGACGUCGCUGCUGAUCAUCGAACCGACCAGCCAGGCAAUCAUCGCCAUCACCUUCUCCAACUACAUGGUGCAGCCCAUCUUCCCCACCUGCAUACCGCCAUACGUGGCCAACAGGCUGCUGGCAGCUGCUUGCAUAUGUUUGUUGACCUUCGUGAACUGCGCCUAUGUGAAAUGGGGCACCAGGGUCCAGGACUUCUUCACCUACGCCAAAGUGCUGGCCCUCAUCGCCGUCAUCAUCACCGGCCUGGUGAAGAUCGGACAAGGCUACACGCAGAACUUUGACGGCAUGUUCGACGGCUCCACGCGGGAUCCCGGACACCUGGCCCUGGCUCUUUACUCGGCGCUCUUCUCCUACUCCGGAUGGGACACGCUCAACUUUGUCACAGAGGAGAUCAAAAACCCCGAAAGGAACCUCCCCCUCGCCAUCGCCAUUUCCAUGCCCAUCGUGACGGUGAUCUACAUUCUGACUAACGUGGCCUAUUACACCAUCCUCCCCAUCAACGCCAUCCUGGACAGCGACGCCGUGGCUGUGACGUUCGCAGACCAGGUGUUUGGCGUGAUGAACUGGACCAUCCCUCUGGCCGUGGCUCUGUCCUGCUUCGGCGGGCUCAACGCCUCCAUCGUUGCGGCCUCCAGGCUGUUCUUCGUGGGAUCCAGGGAGGGCCACCUGCCCGACUUCCUGUGCAUGAUCCACAUCAGCCGCUACACUCCCAUCCCCGCGCUGCUCUUCAACGGCUUCAUGGCUCUCAUUUAUCUGUGCGUGGAGGACGUCUUCAGGCUCAUCAACUACUACAGCUUCAGCUACUGGUUCUUCGUCGGUCUGUCCAUUCUAGGACAGCUUUACCUGCGCUGGAAGGAGCCAGACAGAGUCCGACCGCUGAAGCUCAGUCUGGUCUACCCCAUCAUCUUCUGCAUCCUCACCGUCUUCCUGGUGGUGGUGCCUCUCUACAGCGACACCAUCAACUCCCUGAUCGGCAUCGUCAUCGCCCUGUCAGGAGUGCCCGUUUACUUCCUCUGCUGCUACAUUCCGGCCUAUAAGAGGCCGAUGUGGCUGCGAAAGUUUAUUGCUAAAAGUGGCGUCCUCAUCCAGAAGGUGUGCUUCUCAGUCCUGACAGAGAUGGACGUGAAGUCAGACUAGUUUGAUCUCACAUCCUGCCAGAAGAGGCUCAUUCAUUCGUGACUCAGCCGUCUGAAGGCCUCUUUGGGACCGACAUGGACUGAGCUGGACCUGGAUCCACCCGUGAUCGUGGACGCGCAGACAAUCGGCUUUGGGGCUUUGAACAUUUCACCAACACUCCUGAAGGAGACGCCUUUCUCUGUGGACUUGUGCCUGUUCAUAUAGAAUUAUUUAAUUGAGAUUUAAAGUAUUUUUUGUGAAACCGACAUGAAAAACCCUGAAGCACUGCUGACCGGCCUUGAAAUUGCCUAUUCUAUUCUAUUUGUUUGCACAAAGCGAUAAAAGACUUUAGAUUCAAAUAUCACAUUCACUCGUUUGUACAAGAGUUUGUAAAAUGUUUUUUACUGGGAUCUGUUUGAUCUGGUGAAGUAAAGGGCUAUUUUCACAAAUAAAAACA